AUGUGCGCGUGUUUGAUCUCUUCAAACUACCAGGAGAGGUGCGGGGCAGGAAAAUCACGACCUCGCUCCACCGGUGCACCAGAGACUGGCACCAGGCUCCUACAGCUGGGUCUCCAGAUCCGUCUACAGGAAGUGCCCCCUAUCCUUCAUCCCUUUGGGCCCCUUCCAGCCGAGCUGCAUGUCUCUGCUCGGAGACUAACAGCAAGUAACGCCAGGCUGUGGCGCUCGGACCUCUUGGCUCCGAUACAAACAUAUCCUCUGCAGAGAGGUGAUGAGGCAGCGACAUUACUGGAGAAUCUAGCCUGGGAACAUGGAGACCCAGGGCAGCAGGCUACUUUCUGUGGUCAGGAACAGGACAUGCACUUAGUGGUGACAGAGUAUCAAGGAGCCUCUAUGGAGUAUCAGAGUCUCCAGUUCCUGCAGCCUGGGGUCACUCCCUGGACAAAUGAACCUCCACAGCUCCCCAGAAUCUGGGAGAGGUCACUGGAACCCAGGAGAUCCAAAUCUAUUAGAAAGAGCCUCAGAACUCCUUGUUACAUCUUUGAUGUUAUAUCUUCAACCACAGCAGGAUCAAGCUGGACCCUUUUGAAGAAAUGGUACAAACUGGGAAGAACUCAAGAAUACCCAAUAGAGAUUGUGCACCCCACAUUCCUGGUAGUGCUACUUCCCCCACUGAAAAGAAUUUCAAAUUUAAACACUGUUGGGAGCUACCACCCACCCUGUGACUCCUAGGCCAAGAUGCACAUUGCGUCCUUGCAGUACAUGGCGGCGAGGGAAAAAGACAAAUCUCGAGUGAGUGAGCUGCUCCAAGGCCUUGCAUUUUCUGAUGAUUCAGCGGCAGAGGAAGACAGUGACCCUGAGGUGCAGCCUGAGAGAAAGCUAAAGGCAUCCAACAUGCCUGAGAAGAGCUAGACGAAAAGAGACAUUAAGCCCAACUUUCCAAGCUGGUCAGCACUGGAUUCUGGACUUUUGAGUCUCAAAAGUGAGAAGUUAAACCCAGUAGAGCUCUUUGAAUUAUUUUUUGAUGAUGAAACAUUCAACUUAAUUAUUCAACGAAACCAAUAAUUCAAUGAAACCAAUAAUUAUGCUUCUCAGAAAAAUGUCAACCUGGAAGUCACAGUGCAGGAAAUGUGGUGUGUGUUUGGUGUCCUGCUCUGGAGUGGAUUUGUAAUGCAUCCCAGAAUGGGGAUGUAUUGAGAAAUCUCUGAUUCUGAUCAGACCCUGGUGAGAAAUGCUAUUAGAAGAGACAGAUUUGAAUUAAUUUUCUCAUACCUGCAUUUUGCAGGUAAUAGCCACCUAGAUCAAAAAGAUAAGUUUUCAAUAUUGAGACCUCUCAUAAAGCAAAUGAAUAAAAAUUUCCUCUUGUAUGUCCCCUCUAGAGGAAUACUAUUUGACAAGUCAAUGUGUGAAUGCUUUGAUAGUGACCAAUUUCUGAAUGGAAAGCCUCUUAGAAUUGGAUAUAAAAUUUGGUGUGACAACUACACAAGGCUAUCUGGUUUGGUUUGAGCCUUACCAAGAAUAUUCAGCUGUGGAAACAGAUAAGGAGCUGGACCUUGGGCUAGGUGGCAAUCUAAUAAUGAGUUUUGCUGAUGUUCUUUUGGAGAAAGGUCACUAUCCCUAUCACUUGUGCUUUGAAAGCUUCUUUACAAGUGUUAAACUGAUGUCAGCUUUGAAGAAGAAGGGAGUGAAGGCUACAGGAUUGAUUCGUGAAAACAGAAUGGAAAAAUGUCCACUUAUGAAUGUGGAAUAUAUGAAAAAGAUGAACAGGGGGCAUUUUAAUUUCAGGGUAGAAGAAAAUGAUGAGAUAUUUUUAUUCCGUUGGCAUGGUGACGGCUUUAUUAGUCUGUGUUCAAACGCUGUAGGCAUAGAACCAGUGAGUGAAAUAAGCUGUGUAGCCAACGGUAAAGCAUCCCCCCAGGUGAGCCAACCAUCCAUUGUGAACUUGUAUGAGAAAUGCAGGAAAGGUGUAGCUAAAAUGGAUCAAAUUAUUUCCAGAUACAAGGUGGGAUUAAGAAGUAAGAAACGGUCCUUGGGUUUGGCUAGUUACAUGAUCAAUGUGGCCAUGAAUAACGCAUGGCAGUUACACAGAAUCUGUAACCCAGGCUCUCCUUUAGAUCUCUUGGGUUUCUGGAAAUGUGUGGCAUGUUUUUACUUGGAACAUGAUGUUAAUCUGUCUGAUUAGGACAUAUAAAGUACACAGUAACAACACACAAACACACAAAUUAUAACUGUAAUUAGAUCUCCAUUACCAAAGCAAAUGUAAUGGAGAAGGUAUGAUUGCAUAACUGGUAUUGUUUACAUCAAAGAUUUUUGCAGGGAACAAUGUUUAAAAAAACAUUCUGUGAGUGUUGGAUUUGUGUUGCCUUUAUGUCUAGUUUUGUGUCAGAUAUGAAAUGACUUAUUUGUUAAAUUAUUUUAUAUAUUAAAAGAACAAAAACUUACCAUUCCCCCACUGUCGGUUUUGUUUUAGAGAUUGACAUUUUGAAAAUGCAAGCAAUAUCUAUUCUAUAGAAUGGCACUAAGUCCACAGCCCAAAACAGAUACAAAAGAGAUAUACAAGUCCUGAGGGAAGGAUGUUCUAACA
Messenger RNA from Rattus rattus (black rat), 2584 nucleotides. It is a transcript of the gene Pgbd1, whose product is annotated as piggyBac transposable element derived 1. Gene Ontology annotation, molecular function: sequence-specific DNA binding. The record is from RefSeq and is a predicted model, not a curated record. Lineage: Eukaryota; Metazoa; Chordata; Mammalia; Rodentia; Muridae.